Molecule: messenger RNA, 1431 nt
Organism: Rosa rugosa (rugosa rose)
Lineage: Eukaryota; Viridiplantae; Streptophyta; Magnoliopsida; Rosales; Rosaceae
Product: DNA topoisomerase 6 subunit A-like
Exons: 1
Coding region: 1-1431 (476 amino acids)
Biological process (GO): meiotic DNA double-strand break processing; reciprocal meiotic recombination; meiotic DNA double-strand break formation
Cellular component (GO): nuclear chromosome
Molecular function (GO): DNA topoisomerase type II (double strand cut, ATP-hydrolyzing) activity; ATP binding; DNA binding
Source: RefSeq, a predicted model, not a curated record
AUGGGGCCAGGCAAGGAUAUUUUCAAGACACCUGCUAGACGACCUUUUACACGGUCUUUGGUACAAAGAACACCAGACGCACCACAAAAACCAAUCUUCAAGGAUGAGGAGGAGCAGCAGAUAGACGAAUGUCAACUUCAAAUGGAGCACGAAACACUCCAAAAAGAACUCUCUCCCGCAUUCUGGCUGUAUGCGGAGUCCGUCAAAACAGAAACCAUACUCCAAAAACUCGAGAAAUACCGAAACAAGUACCGUGACACCUAUUUCAAGAAUGACGACGACCCCGCCUCAGAGAACGACGAUAUCCUUCAGGUCGUAGACAUGAGUGCAGAGGAUGUAAAGUCCGACGACCCUGUAGAAGAUCACCAAAAUAUCCUUCAGGUCGUAGACAUGAGUCCAGAGGAUGUAAAGUCGAAAAUUGGUAAAUUAACAGCUUUAGCUCCUGAACGUGGCUUCCCAGUGCCAUCAAGGGCCGAGAGCAGUCAGAGGUUCAGCGACACUCUCGAAUCAUGGGUUCUAAAACGUAAUAGAGAAUUCAAGCGCAAAGACACACAUGAUGGUGAACAAUACAAUAUUACUCACGCUCUGCUCACUCGGAUAUAUAAGCUCUGUACGAAGAAAAAACACAUGCUGCUUCGUGAAAUCUACUACUCAAAUACUAAGCUCUACAAAGAUGUGGAAAGAGUGGCUGAAGCUGUUAAUGAUGUAUGUUGUAUGAUCGGCUGCACCAGAAACAGUCUCUAUGUUUCUGCGGGUGAAAAAGGUCUCGUUUAUGGUGACAUUUCUUUCAAGUUGGGUGAAUUGGAUUUUGACGGUCGUUCCGGAGGGAGUCGAGGAAUAACUAUCCCGUCAAACACUAGUUCGAUUAGUGAUAUAAGAAGUAAGGAUCGACUCUACUUUGUAAUAGUCGUAGAGAAAGAUACAGUUUUUGAACGGUUGGCGGAGGAUGGGUUUUGCGAGAAAUACCAUUGCAUAAUAAUAACCGGAAAGGGUAUGCCAGGUGUGGAUACCAGAAUCUUUUUACAUAAAAUAAGCAUUGAGCUACAGCUUCCUGUGUUUGCACUCAUGGACUGCAAUCCGUAUGGACUGCGGAUUUAUUCUGUUUAUCGUUACGGGUCUAAGAAAAUGUCCUAUGACCGUGACAAUUUAACCACACCCUAUAUUCAGUUGUUGGGCAUACGGUACUCGGAUAUUGACAAGUUUAAAAUACCUGCAGAACUUCUCGAGGAGUUGACUGAGAAGGAUAAAGAAACUGCAAUGAGAUUGAUGGGUCGACGACAUUUGAAGGAUUAUCACCAUGACUUGAAAUCCAUGAUUGAGGAAAAUAAAAAGAUACAAAUCGAAGCUCUCUAUUAUGACGACCUUGAAUAUUUGGCUGAAGUUGCUUUGCCCAUGAUGCUUGACGAAAAAUUGACUCAGCUCUUGAAAUGA